Messenger RNA from Tachysurus fulvidraco (yellow catfish), 1735 nucleotides. RefSeq lists its product as uncharacterized. NCBI's taxonomy places the organism in Eukaryota, Metazoa, Chordata, Actinopteri, Siluriformes, Bagridae. The record is from RefSeq and is a predicted model, not a curated record. Bases 261 to 737 code for a protein of 158 amino acids. The transcript has 11 exons.
AGAAGGAACAGAAAGAGAAGGAGAAGAAAGAAAAUGAAUUAAAGAAGAAAUUCAAGAUCACAGGAGAGGAGGAGGCCCUGUACCAAGCUAAAGUGACAGAGACCACCAAGGGCCGGAAAGAUGAUCUGGCGAUAAAAGCUGGAGAUAUCGUCAGCAUCAUUCGCACCACAGACUGCCCGAAAGGAAAAUGGCUGGCCAGGGACAGUACAAACAAAUAUGGCUAUAUCCCGGUGGAGAGUGUGGAGUUGGAUAUUGAGGAAAUGAUGGUGAUGGGGAAUAAAGCUAAAGCUAACAAUAAGCCCAGCAUUAAUGGGAUAAUAGACUCAAAGGCACCCAGUAUUGACAUGUCUUCACAUUACAGUCUGAACCAAGAGAGCUUCGAAGACGACAGUGAGGAGUGGGGUGACGAUGACGACACCGUUUUCCCAGCUGAUCACAGCACAGAUAUAGUUCUGAACCAGCGGCUGGCUAUUCCAGACAGCGGUCCUAAGACAGAUCCUGCUCUACCAGCACAUACUGAUAGAACUGAUACUGCUCAUGGAGGACGAGAAGUGAUUCAUAAACUGACGACCUUCUUUGCGCAGCCGACCGUCCCCGUACUGCAGAGCGACACACCAACCAAAGAACCAGUGAUGCCUGUCGUCGGUGUUCAGGAACCAGUCAGUUCCCUCAAACAGGAAGUAGGUCUGCAGAUACUUCCUCCUCCAGAUUCCUACGCUGACAUCGUCAUGGGGUGAACAGCAGGCAUUUAUUCCAUCUGACACGCUGUGGACGUUUUUAAAAGACUUCAACGUAUGCUUCCUUCUGUCUACAUUAUGUAAAGAACUCGACUGCAACUCUUCCCCCUGGCUGAUGUGAAAGAAUGCUGUCAGGCCUGUAGAAAAAUGAGGCGUAGGCAUGUACGCGGUGUACACAUGGUUCAAGGUGGGGUUCAUUUUACUCCCGUUUUACCUGAGAAGGACUCUGAAUGGAGGAAUGUUCAGCAACAAGUGUGCUGUACCAUGUUAUUAUUUUUCCUUGUGGAAGCUGGGUGUUUUUACUUCCGCCAUGCUAUUCUGAGAAAUCCGAGUCAAGAUUCCUUCUAGAUAAUGUUGGCUGUAAACCUGCUGUAUAAUACAAAGAGCUCAGAAGACACAAAGUUAAACUGGAAAAUAUGCCAAAGCAACAAAGAACCAAUCAUUUGGUUAAGGAUCCACUAAGAUGAUAUAGUUUCUGACUUAAGACUAUAUGGCAUUUGUACAGUAUGUAGUUAUUUUUACGCCUCGGUUUAUUUUUCAAGUAGUCUUAGUCUUUACAAAACAUAAUCACCUGACAGAAAGACAGCUUGACUCUUGUUGUGCUUUGUUUGUAUUACAUCUGUGUACAGUUAUAUGAUUAUAUGUAUGGUAUAUGCCUUAUCUGCUUUAGACCAUAUAUAAAAAAAAGAAAAAAAAAGAAAAGGUUAUAUUUCAACUGUUAUAAAACAGUUUAUAUUACACAUAGAAGUAUAGUAUUGUAAGUCUUCAUGAAUGAACAGAUUCCAGAUCAUGGAAAAAAAAACAACAACACUAAUAUGCAUGAACAGGUAUGUUUGGAUAAUCCAUCCUAGCAUAUCUGGACCGUAUUUAUUUGUAUUGCUAACAUGAAUCUAUUUCCAAUAACCACAAAGACAAUAUGGAUUUAUAAUCUCAAUACAGCUUUUCUUUUUACUUCUCUUAUUUUUGUACAAUAAAUAAUAAAGUGCAAAUUAGAACAC